AUGGAUUCCCAGAUGCUUGUGGCGCUUGGACUAUCUCUUGUGGGUGGAUUAAGUACUUCUUUAGGUGCACUUUUCGUAGUUCUUAGUGAUACUCCCAAUAUGAAGAUGCUUGGACUUCUGCAGGGUUUUGCAGCAGGUCUGAUGUUGAGCAUAUCGUUCCUGGAUUUGGCUCAUAAUGCUAUAAACUCUAUCGGGUUCUUAAAAGGCAACCUCUGGUUUUUUGGUGGUGUGAUAUUCUUUGCGUGUAUUGCCAAAUUCAUACCCGAACCAACACUUGGUCCUUCUACUGACGUAAAAAGAAGAAAGAAAAAUGUAGACGAUGGAGGUAAGGACAUGGGGAAGAAGCAUCGCCGGCAAGUCUUAUAUAGUGGAAUUGUUACAGCUAUUGGCAUAAGCUUGCACAAUUUCCCAGAAGGGAUGGCCGUAUUUCUCGGAUCAAUUAAGGGCAUGCGCGUUGGUGUUAAUCUGGCUUUGGCAAUCGCUUUACACAACAUUCCUGAGGGUGUUGCGGUUGCACUUCCUAUUUAUUUUGCUACAGAGAGCAAAUGGCAGGCAUUCAAAUUGGCAACACUCUCUGGUUUAGCUGAGCCUCUAGGUGUAAUUAUCGUGGCCUAUCUAUUCCCGAGCAGCUUAAGUCCAGAAAUCCUUGAAGGCUUGUUGGGAGCAGUUGGUGGCAUCAUGGCUUUCCUAACGUUGCAUGAAAUGCUUCCUUUGGCAUUUGAUUAUGCUGGACAGAAACAAGCAGUGAAGGCUGUGUUUGUUGGCAUGGCCUGUAUGUCUGCAAGUCUUUACUUUCUGGAGCUGAGUUUGCCUGAGACAAUGAGCCUGUAA
Molecule: messenger RNA, 831 nt
Organism: Arabis nemorensis
Lineage: Eukaryota; Viridiplantae; Streptophyta; Magnoliopsida; Brassicales; Brassicaceae
Source: the annotation of a GenBank genome assembly